Molecule: messenger RNA, 1419 nt
Organism: Calliphora vicina (urban bluebottle blowfly)
Lineage: Eukaryota; Metazoa; Arthropoda; Insecta; Diptera; Calliphoridae
Product: secernin-3
Exons: 4
Coding region: 310-1380 (356 amino acids)
Biological process (GO): proteolysis
Molecular function (GO): cysteine-type exopeptidase activity; dipeptidase activity
Source: RefSeq, a predicted model, not a curated record
UUGACAAAAUAAUUUCAAUCGUACAUUGGCUUUGCAACACUACAAAUCACCCUUCCGCAUAUUUGAAAGUAAAAAAUUUGUCAUAUACCCAGACGCAUACAAGAAAAGAAAUUACCAUUUAUUUGGCUAAAAAUUCGUAAAUUUUUUAAGCAUUUCCUGUCUGUUAUUGGCGAGCUUGUCACUGUGUGUGUGUGUGAUAUUAUUGUUGGGUCGUUGACGUUGGCAGCUGCUGAUUGAGAAAAAUCAAUUUUCUGCGGAAGUUUUUUUGCUUUGAUUACUUUUGCUGCAAUCAAAUAUUAUUAAACAAAAAUGAGUUCUCAAGGUAAUUGUUUUGUUGUCAUGCCACCAAAUUGUGCCACAGACACCGUCAUCUUGGGACGUAAUGCCGAAAAUGAAAGUUUGGUGGGUGUGGCCCAAGAAGUCUGCUUUUAUGAUAAUUCCGAGUCUCUAGAGGGAAAGAAUGAGUUGGUAGGCGAAGCUGAUGCCUUGAGGGUUAUAUUGCAAAAACCCCAGCCUGGAGUUUGGGGUGGUGACUGUGGCUCUAAUGAGCGUAAUGUCAGUGUGGCCAUCACUUGGAGUAAUGAUGCUGAAUGUGACUUGACGGCAUUCGAUGUAGUACGUUUAUCUUUGGCCACUGCCGAUUCUGCUGAUUCGGCUGUGGAUCGUGUAGGAGAUUUAGUGGCCCAUCAUGGCAACGACGACACUAAAUUCAGUUUAAUUAUCUGUGAUCCUUCAAAAGUCUGGCUGAUUAGUUGUGCUGGCAAAUUGUGGGCUGCCCAGCAAUUAACCACGGGCUAUCAUCAUUUGCCCAGUGAUGGUUUGGCGGUGACCAAAACUAUUGACAAAUCUAUUGAGGGGUUGGCUGAUGCCUUGAAGACUUUGGGAUGCUGGGAUGGUGAGGGCGACCUCAACUUUGCUGCCUGUUUCGAAUGUUCUCCCAACUCCUCCACCGACUGGAGUGGCGAUGAACCCUCCGACGACGGCUCCUAUUCGCUAACCAGCAUGUUCGAGACUUUACGCUCUGCCGCCAAUGCGGCCACCUCACGUUCGGCCAGUGUUUUUGUGUUGUGCAAUAAUGGCAUUUCAUGUCACUGGUUCACCGCAACACCCAAUGCCAGCGAAUCGGUAUUUAAACCGUUCGUAUUUGCACCACAACCCAAAAUAUCACCACUCACUAAAGUGCCAGCUGAUAAUGAAAUAACAUUAUUGCACAAACUGCAUGGACAACGUAAGCCGGCCUCUCUGGAGCAUUUGAAAGCUUUAGAGGCCGCUUGUGUUGAAGAAGUAGCCGCCUAUUUGGCGGAACAUCCCGAAGUCAAUGAGGAAUUGGAUGAAUUGAUGAAGGAUUGUGUAGAAGCUGAGGUAAAAUUCUAUCGUUAAAUUGAAGACGUAAGUCUUUAAGCUAAAAGGAAAUAAUGU